UAUUAAGCAUGAAGCUACUUGGAAUUUUCAAGACCAAAGAUAAAGGACCUCAGUACCAAAUUGAGAAAGCAUGGAGGAGCUUCGAAAAUUAUUAUACUUACAUUCUCUCAGAUGACAAACUUUCAAAAUAAAGCGAGAGUAGUGAAGAAGGAAGAGAUUCGAAAUAAUCUCAGAAAAAUCGCAGAUCUUAUUAUUGAAGAAGACCAAAGGAACCGGAGAGCUAAUACCUUGGGCGAGUGUAUGGAGUAUUUCUUGAAAUUUCAUGUUUUUGAGUCGUUAAUAGCCUAUGCUAAGAGUAAUAAACCUCCAGGUUUCUUUAAUUUUGCUAUGAAUGUAAUAAUUGAGUUGCUUGAGAAUGUAGAAUGAGUGUCUCUAAUCUCUCAGAAAUCAGUACAUCCUGCUAUAAAUCAGCUGCUCCAGAUGUUUGAAGUAACAGUGAAGGAUAAAUACGAGUUCAUGAACUAUGACACUAGGGUAAUACUUGAUUUUUUAAAUGUAUUGUGCCAGAAAAUAGCUAAAAUGCCCUACCUCUCCCACCUGAUGUUUAGUAAUGCCAAAAGGUUAGGCCACCACAAGAAUGAGAAGGGGGAUUACCUCCCUCUCAAAGUAGUUAUGAGGCUACUUCAAGAUAUGACUGCCAAGGACAAUGCUGUUCAUUGAAAUAGGAUAUAUGACACUCUUAGGUGAAUUCUGAAAAUCAAUAACCCUCUGGUAGACGAGUACAUUAACCAUGAAAGUGAAAUCUGAGAAAUAUUGGUAAAUACUUUAGAGAGGUUCUUCCAUUGUUUGCCGACCUCACUUAUACUCUCUGAGAGGAGUUGCUUCAACGUUAAAGAUCUGGUGCAAGAGAACUUCCCUCAAUCAGGAGACAAGAAUAACUUCUAUUUCUCAUAUUUAAAAUUUUUGGAAUUCCUCAAAUUUUUAGAUGAACUAUUCAACACCAAUCCAGCAAUUUUAGAAAAUAUCUCCAUUGUUUUCUUCAAUGAGUUUUUGAUGAGACUCCAGGACAACCUCCUGGAUGAUGACCGGAAUCUUCUGAGGUUCAGGACGACUUUGCAGUACUUGAUUGAUAUAGUAGACCUGAUCAAUCAUUCAAAGAUUUAUGAGAUGAUCUUCUUUUUCCUAUUCGGAUUUCCUGAGAAAAAGCAGAAAUCAGACAGUGAAGGAGGCCUUCAUGAUUAUACACCAAAAAUUAUGGUGACAGAUGAAGACCUUGAUUCUAUUGAUGGCUCGCAUAUUAGGGAUCCGCUUAGCGGCUUUGAGGAAGCUAUUUAUGAUAUUAAUAGCACUGAGAAGGCUGUUGAUGAGCCUGAACAACAAGAUAGCCCAAUGAAAUACUUGGAUGAUAAACCAAAAGUUCCUCGUAUAAACUUAACACCAGUGAAAGAAAGGACAGCCCAUCAUUCGAGACAUAAAUCAUCAAUAAACUUCACUUCUGUGAGAGUUCCAGUUGUGUCCUCCACCAAAGACCCCACCGGAGUAGUACCAGCAACUAUUACAGGGGUGACUGAUUAUGCACAGAUAGAAACCCUUUUAGAGGUUCCUAGCAACUUGUACUCCAAUUGUCGAACAUCUCGAAAUUCCCACCACAAAAGGUCAAAUUCCCAGCAAGUUUGAGAGACAACAGAGGAUCAUUGGGUAUUAGCAGAACAAAAUUUUAACGCCAGAAACUUUUUGGAUGAUGAUGACCUGAGAGUACAUGACGAAGGCUGCUUGGUUGAUGAUGAAGGAAAUUAUACUCCAGAUGGUCGCUUGAGUCUUGACAAGAUUGAUCAAAAUUAACCGAUUUGCCUAUGAUAAUAAUUCUGGUGAAGGGCAUACCCAAGAGAUUGAUAAAAUACUUCAAGAUGAAAACUUAACUCAGAGACGAAAGGAAGAUAUGCUCUUCCAAAUGCUCGAUGAUAUUAACCUAGACACUGAAGAAGACGACGAGUAUAUUGAGGAUCCUAAAGAUAAAGGACCGCUCUUAGUCGGACUUAAAAUUGAAGAGCAUCUCUCUCACAUAAUUUCUGGCAAAAUUCUCACUAAAAUUGUCGAAGAACGAGAAAAGUGCUCAGCCGUUGUGCUCAAACUGAUAAGCUUGUUCUUGAACAAAAAUAGUCCGAUUAUCAUCGAGAGUCUGGUUUACAGGUUCCUAAGCAAGCGCAUUUGAAAAUAACUACGAUAUCAACAAUGUCAAAAAGGCUAUUCGCAAGAGUAACCCAAGACAGAAACUCAUCGAAGAUAUCAAGGAAAUGCACUACAUCACACCGGAGUCACUAGAAGCAUACAGGGCUGUGUCUAACAAUCUAGUGCACGAGUCAAUGAGUCUCUACUCGAUCAGCCAUGACUCCUUGAUGCAAGCACUUGACGCUCCGGAUAAAUGGAACACAAUCAAGCAAAAGUACAAGAAGUAUCGUGGACGACUCGACGCCACUCCGACAUACGAGUUCUACAGUUACGGUCGCGGAGAAGCCACAAACAGACAUCACCGCCUCUACGACAAGUCUCCGACUUCGUUCUCAACCAAGAGCAUGUCUGCCUACUCGUCUGAUAGCUGUUCAGACGAAGCCGAAGACGAUCAGGACUGUCAGUUCUUUCUGCAUCAUCGGAAGCCGGACUUCUCUGUGGGCAAGACCACUAGUUCUGUUAGCAUCACCGACAACGAGUUAUUCGAGGAAAAUGAUGAGGAGUACAAGUACGACCCGACUUGAAACCCGCUGGAUCAAGGCCUACUUUUUAAGUUGCUGUUCAGGAGAUUCCGAGAGAACUUCAUUCCAAGGCAUAGUUGCAGAGUCAACACAGUCGAGAACCUAAUAAUAUCAUCAAUUUUCUCGAAGUUGGCAUCAAUUCCACUCUGAAACAAGAACCUGGAGACUUACUAUUUACACGCAAUGUUGUAUUGCCAGUUUGAUCAUGAGCCUAUCUCUCUUCUAGAUUCACUAACUACAAUCUCCAACCAGAUCAAGGAGCGAUCUCAGUUUGAAGAAUUCCAAUACCUCAAGGAAGAAGUACGCCAAAGUAUGAUUAAAGGAGAGACCAAGAUUAGAUUAUCCCCAAAAUCUAACAAAACCUCUGAAGAGCUCACAGAGAUGCUCAACCACCAUAGAGGGAUCAUUGAAGGAUCGAUAAUCUUUGAUGAAUUCCUGAAAGAAUACUUAACAAUUUUCGAUGCCAAAAAUGAGCUGAUCAAAAUUAUAAAUAUAUAUGAAGAGCAAUACGAAGAAGAUUUAAUACUUGAAGAAGCAAUCCUCAAACUGAACAAGGUCAGGAAAGAAAGUUUUUAAAUUACAAUCCCCAAUUU
Messenger RNA from Moneuplotes crassus, 3283 nucleotides. NCBI's taxonomy places the organism in Eukaryota, Ciliophora, Spirotrichea, Euplotida, Euplotidae. The record is from the annotation of a GenBank genome assembly.